Molecule: messenger RNA, 2552 nt
Organism: Suillus bovinus
Lineage: Eukaryota; Fungi; Basidiomycota; Agaricomycetes; Boletales; Suillaceae
Exons: 5
Coding region: 288-2363 (691 amino acids)
Molecular function (GO): 5'-3' DNA helicase activity
Source: RefSeq, a predicted model, not a curated record
AAAGAUAUAUUUCUUGCUUCCAUUCGUCUUUGUUGCGCGGACAAUCGUAACAAUCAGCGUUCUGAAUCGAUGGUGACCCAAAUAGCGCGCCUAGCAGAGUAAAUUUGGACUCUGCGAGCCGUCGGCGAUACUUAGCCAAACGACAAGUCUGUGAAAAGAAUCACAAAUGCAUCUAGAUCCUCCCAUGGAGUUUCAGAGCCAGAAAAAGAGCUUGAACGGGAAAGAGUCUGGACGAUACUUUCAAAAGUGGUUGAAAGGCUGUGGGGAGAUUGUGAUACCUGUAGACAAUGGAAAGACUCGGAAAGCCGCUUAAACUUGAAGGGCUGGAAACCACGAGGACUGCUCGGAAACCCCAACUGGACUCAACAAGCGCCCGGGUUCACCUGGUCAUGAGGCUUCGGGCCCGGAGCCUCGUUGUACCAGUAGACCUUGAAAUAGAGUCGCGCUCCAUCGUCAGACAUUGCCACUCACCACCACCAUCAUAUCUAAUCAUGCCUACAGCGACAAAACUGCUCUACCAGCACCUCAUGGAAGUUGACAGCGGACAGCUGUCAGCCCACAUUAUAUCUGAAUGCGACUUGAUCAAAGAGCAACAUCAGUUGCGCAGUCUGUUCGAAAGGAAUGAGGGACGCGCCCUUGGCCUUGCAGGCGGAUUCGCGCUCACUGGAGAGCUCGCGAUGCUUGCAAUUGCUGACGCGUCUACAAUUUUCAUCAUCGAAUUCGAGUUAAAGAAGAGCAAGGGCAACGAACACGAUGAACGCCCCGUUACACCUGCCAGUGACACUGACGCUCGGGUGUUUUUGACACAGAACCUCCUUCGUCGCACCACCGGGUUCUUAUACGCUUUCGAUGUCGCUCCCAUCGCUCUUGCUCUAUUUCAAACACUUGAUCUUCGAAUUGCAAAUGCGAUCGAUAUACAAUGCGCAGGAUCAAAAACAACUACUACCCCGCUCUCCAUCAUUAAACAGGCCGUUGGUGAUCUUCAUCGUGUACUUGAUGUAAACAUCAACAAAAUAUUCCGCGAUAAUACUAUCAUCAAUGAUCGUCCUGCCAUUAAGAAUGGCACCACUUCACUUGCACUACGUGCAUGGAUCGCACACUACCUAUCGCAACUCUCAAUCAUGGAGGAUCGCCUUGCCCAAGUCCCCCCAGUUGACACCUUCCGGCUAUCUGACGAGGCAUUGGAAUUCCUUGCGAAGAGCUCGAAGGAUUCGUUUCAACUCGAGCAGAAGAAGCCCACUGAGUUCACACGCAAAUUUCCCACUUCUGUUGAUCAUCGGAACAACCAUAUCCAUGCCCAGGCCGACAGAUACCAGAACAAGAUACGUAAGGGUCAGCAUCAGCGUGCAUUCAUUGAUAUUAGUGAGCACGCCGCGGCCGGGCGAGGCUUCACUGUCGACGGGCAGGUUACCCUGUCUCAGGGUCGCACUGCGAAACUCGCUACUUCCAACAGUCUCAGUUUCAUUGGCAAGAUUAUCGGCUCAAUCAAGAUCGUCGGCCGUGACGACCGUACGCAGGCUGAGACCCAACGUGCCCAGAAGGUCCUAGAGAUCCUUCAAGGUCUCAUCAACCUCGAGCACGACAACCCAUGGGUUCAGCUCAUAUUCUUUUCCUCUCCCAGUGAUGACUUCCGAUGGCCCUCCGCCUGGACGGAGGAGGCGAACGAUGCGGAUAUUGUCAGAUACCGUGCCGACCGUAUCUCUCGCCCCCUCAAUCCAUCACAGACGAAAGCUGUAAAACAAAUGCUCCUACAAUCGAAUGACGGGCGUCUUACUGUCAUCCAGGGGCCCCCUGGAACUGGUAAGACCACUGUCAUUGCUUCAUUUGUUCAGACUGCCCUUCGCGGCGGGCUCUCUGGCAUCUGGCUCAUUGCCCAAUCCAAUGUUGCUGUCAAGAACAUUGCUGAGAAACUCGCCGAUGUUGGCCUGACCAAAUGGAAACUUCUCGUCUCAAGGGAGUUUUUUGAAUACUGGCAUGAGCACCUCUAUGCCAACAUUCGGGCCAAUAUCAUCAUAUCCGACGACUUCAAGGCGCCUACUUUUUUUCAGGAGCUCCGGAACAGCCCAGUCAUUCUAUGUACUUUAUCUAUGCUCUCAUCUUUCGCUCUUCGAAAGUUUGGAGGUUUUAAUGCCGCGCCAAUCAGGACCCUCGUCAUUGACGAAGCGUCCCAAAUUGAGAUUGGUGACUACAUUCCUCUCUUUACCUCUCACACUUCCAUCAGGAAGGUUUGCUUCAUUGGUGAUGACAAACAAUUGCCACCCCAUGGUCAGGAUGAUAUUCAGGACCUCAAGAGCGUCUUCGAAGUCAAGCAUGUCAAGGACCGUGCCAUUUUCCUGAAUACGCAAUGUAAGUCCUUCUCCUAAUGUUCCUACUCCAAAUUUUAUUAUUUUAUUGUAGACAGGAUGCCCCCUCAAAUUGGAUCCUUCAUAUCUGAAGCUGUGUAUGAUAGCCUACUCGAGUCAAAUCCGCAACAUCCCGUCACGAACGAGAGGAUGGCUUGUCAUUUUAUCAACAUUCCCAGCCAGGAACAGUUACAUGGAACUAGCUGGAAG